Messenger RNA from Callithrix jacchus (white-tufted-ear marmoset), 1432 nucleotides. It is a transcript of the gene PRAMEF12, whose product is annotated as PRAME family member 12. Gene Ontology annotation, cellular component: cytoplasm. Lineage: Eukaryota; Metazoa; Chordata; Mammalia; Primates; Cebidae. The record is from RefSeq and is a predicted model, not a curated record.
GGCAUCUCAGAGCCGUUUGGGUUUCACAUGGGAUGGGAGAGAAAGGCCUGGAGGACUUUCUGGAGGUGGGGAGGUACUCGCUACUCUGGGAAAGGGCUGCCCACCAUGCAGGGUCCACUGAGGAAACAGGAGCUUCUCCUCUAGUGGCACUGAAAGGUACAGGCAAUGGGACCAGGCAAAAUCCAAAGGGAAAAGGGGAUGGACAAAAUCAGAGAGAGGGAAGAGUGGCAGGGAGGGGAGCUGCUGAUGUCCGGGACAUGAAUAAAAGCUCAGGCCCUUGCCUUGCCUUAAUUUGGAGCCUCUCUUUUACUCACAGGCCGUGGAAACUUCAAGGGCUGAAAUGGCGGAUGUGGAUGAGAACUUCCGGGGCAUAUGGUCUGGAACCCCUGCACCCUUCCCAGAGGCCCUGAGUAAGACGCAAACAGCAGAGAACUGUCCAGAAACAGGCAGGCAGCGGCCCUUGGUGGUGUUGGUAGACCUUUGCCUCACGAACGGGACGCUGGAUGAAUGCCUCACCCACCUUUUAGAGUGGGGUAAGCAGAGAAAAGGCUUACUCCACGUGUCGCGGGAGCUGCAGCUUUUUGGAAUGCCCGUUCCCCGUGUCACAGAGGUCCUGAACUUAGUGGAGGUUGACUGUAUCCAGGAGGCAGACGUGUGCUGCCCUUCGAAACUGUCCAUUCUUGUGAAGUUUGCCCCUUACCUGGGCCAGAGGAGGAAUCUCCAGAUUGUUCUCGUCAGCCCUCAUGUAUCUGCCUGCAUUCCUCCAGAUGAAAAGGUAGUUACUGCCCGAUUCACCUCUCAGUUCCUCAAGCUGCGCUACUUCCAGCAUCUGCCUCUGUACUCUGUCUCUUUCCUCAAAGGCCACCUGGACCAGCUGCUCAGGUGACUCCAGGCCCCCUUGGAGAUGGUCGUAAUGACCGACUGCCUGCUGUCAGAGUCAAACUUGAAGCAUCUCUCUUGGUGCCCAAGCAUCCGUCAACAAAAGGAGCUGGACGUGAGGGGCAUCACACUGACCCAUUUCAGCUCUGAGCCCCUUGCAGUUCUGCUAGACCAAGUUGCAGCUACUCUGCAGACCCUGGACUUAGACGACUGUGGGAUACUCAGCGUCAUCCCGCUUGCCCUGAGCCGCUGCUCCCAGCUUAGUGCCUUCAGCUUCUGUGGGAACCUCAUCUCCAUGGCCGCCCUGGAGAACCUGCUACGACACCACAUCAUCGGGCUAAGAAAGCUAAGCCUGGAGCUGUAUCCUGCCCCUCUGGAGAGUUAUGACACCCAGGGUGCUCUCUGCUGGGGGAGAUUUGCUCCUGGGGCUGAACUGAUGAAGACACUGAGGGACUUAAGGUAGCCCAAGAUCACUGUGUUCAGCACCGUCCCCUGCCCUCCCUGUGGUGUCAGGACCUCCAAUGACCUGGAGCCCAGUCACUGCCUCUGUUGA